AUGACCGACUCGAUUCUUGCGCUUCUCAUGUGCGCCACCCGUUCCGUCUACUCGUGGGAUAUUAUCAUCACCAAGACUGCCGAUGGCAAGGUCUUCUUCGACAAGCGCGAUGGUGGUCCUUUCGACUAUCUCACCGUCAACGAGAACGCCGCCGACCCGCCCAGCGAGGCUCCCGAGGGCAAGGAGAACGAAGCCGCCGCCAAGGCCAACGCACUCAACACCCCUUCGGCACUCAGCCUCGAGGCAACCUACGUCAACCAGAACUUCGCCUUCCAGGUCGUCAACGAGAAGAACGUCUACAAGCUCGAGCACGAGAACCCCUUCUACUCUCCUGACGAGACCGACCCCUUGGCGUCGUGCGCCUACCGAUACCGCAAGUUCAACCUGUCUUCCGAAGAGUCGGACCCGGUCGAGCUGGUCGUGCGUGCCGAAAUCGACGCCUAUACCACAGGCGCAUCUAAGGAGAAGCAGCUCAUCACCAUCAAGUCGCUCAACGAGUUCGACUCGCGCGCCCAGGGUGCCGGAGGCGCCCAGGACUGGCGCUCCAAGCUUGACUCGCAGCGCGGUGCCGUAGUGGCCACCGAGAUGAAGAACAACUCGUUCAAGCUCGCCCGAUUCGCCGUGCAGUCGCUCCUCGCCGGUGCAGACAGCAUGAAGCUGGGCUACAUCUCGCGUGCCAACCCCAAGGACGCUUCGCGCCACACCAUCCUGGGCACUUCGUGGCUCAAGCCGCGCGAGCUCGCCGGCCAGAUGGCCGUCAACCUCAGCAACGGUUGGGGUAUCGUCCGCACCAUCGCCGACCUCGCCCGCAAAGCUGACGAGGGCAAAUACGUCUUGCUCAAGGACCCCAACAAGCAGACCAUCCGCAUGUACCGCGUCCCCGCCAACUUCGGCGAGGAGACCGAUGACCUGGUCAACGAAGAAGAGGCCGACGACCAGAUCGACGCUUGA
This is a messenger RNA of Sporisorium graminicola, 951 nucleotides long. RefSeq lists its product as uncharacterized. The record is from RefSeq and is a predicted model, not a curated record. Gene Ontology annotation, biological process: translational initiation. The coding region runs from base 1 to 951 and encodes 316 amino acids. Gene Ontology annotation, cellular component: eukaryotic translation initiation factor 3 complex; cytoplasm. NCBI's taxonomy places the organism in Eukaryota, Fungi, Basidiomycota, Ustilaginomycetes, Ustilaginales, Ustilaginaceae. Gene Ontology annotation, molecular function: translation initiation factor activity. The transcript has a single exon.